GAUGCAGAGUCCUAUGUCCUGAGGAUCGAGGGCAAUCUUUACACCAUCCACCUGCAGAAGCAUGCCUUUUUAUCCAAUGAUUUCCAGAUUUACAUCUCUAAUGAGCAAGGAUCUUUGCCCUCUGAUCCAGCCCACCUCCAGAAAGGCUGCCACUACCGAGGGUACAUUGAUGGCUUCCCCAGCUCGGCAGUGACCCUCAGCACCUGCUCGGGGCUCAGGGGUUUGCUGCAGUUUGAGAACAUCAGCUAUGGGAUUGAACCCCUGGGCUCUUCCUCCGAGUUCCAGCACCUCGUGUAUCAAGUGAGCCAGGACAAGACUGCAGAUUCCCUCCUGGCCCACAGCUCCACAGGGAGAGGGCUAGGUGGGCUGGCAGCAGGAGAGAUGUUGGACGAGGCCCCCAAGGAUGAUGAGCCCCUCUCAGCUGCAGCACAAUUUCCCAAAUACCUCAGUGUGUAUGUGGUUUUGGACAAGGCUUUGUAUAACUAUAUGGGGUCAGACCCGAAUGCUGCAAUGCAGAAGAUAAUCCAGGCCUUCAAUUUAGUCAACAAUAUGUUUAAUCUCCUUAAUGUCACCAUUGUGCUGUCCUCCCUGGAGCUGUGGGCAGAGGGGGAUAAAAUAUCAACAGCAGGGGAUGCAGAUGACCUUCUGCAGCGUUUUUUGCAGUGGAAACAGUCAUCUCUGGUAUUGCAGGAACACAACAUUGCUUUUCUCUUAGGGUACAGGGACCAAGGAGUGUUUGUGGGCACAACAGCUCUGGGAAAGGCAUGUCAGAGAGAUGCUGCUGCCGCAGUGGUCCUGUACCCUGGGAACGUGACACUGGAGCCAUUCUCCGUCCUUCUGGCGCAGGUGGUGAGUCGCAGCCUGGGCGUGAGCUCCGACAGCUCCCGAGCCUGCGGCUGCGCUGGGCGCGUCUGCAUCAUGAGCCCCGAGGCACUACAUUUCAGUGGGGCAAAAGCCUUCAGCAACUGCAGUGCUGGGGACUUUGCAACCUUCCUGCGGCAGGGCAGAGGCACAUGCCUUUUCCACAGACCCCGUUUGGCCAGCCUGUCCCAGCAGAGUGCGGCUGUCUGUGGGUCCCAGCAGAGUGCAGCUGUCUGUGGCAAUGGUGUGCUGGAGCCAGGCGAGCAGUGUGACUGUGGGGAGGACCAGAGAUGCCUGAAGAACAAGUGCUGCACUGAAACAUGCCAGUUGAAGCCAGGAGCGAAAUGUUCCUCUGGAUUAUGUUGUAAAAAAUGUCAGUUCAGGCGGAAGAACUCUCCGUGCCGCCCAGUUGCCGAUGCCCAGUGUGACCUGCCCGAGUACUGCAGUGGCUCCUCCGCGUCCUGUCCCUCCGACCUGUACGUGCAGGAUGGGCACAGCUGUGAGCGUGGCACCGGCUACUGCUACCACGGACGCUGCCAGUCCCGCCAGCGGCUCUUUGGCAGAGGUUCAAAGAAUGCUCCUGUGGCCUGUUACGAGGAGAUCAACAGCCAGCGGGACAGGUUUGGGAACUGUGGGUUCCAGCCCAGACAUGGGUACCAGCCCUGUGCUUGGAGGGAUCUCAGGUGUGGGAAGCUGAUCUGCACGUACCCAUCCAGCAAACCCUUCCCGUCAGCCACUGCUGCCGUGAUUUAUGCCAAAGUGCGGGAGCAUCUGUGUGUCUCUCUGGCUUAUCUGACUGUACCAGCGUGUCCAGAUCCAUGUCUGGUCCCACCAGGGACAAAGUGUGGCCCUGGAAAGGUGUGCAUAAACAACACGUGUCAGGCACGCUCUGUGCUGGGAUACACCUGUGACAGCAACGUGAAGUGCCACGGCCACGGCGUGUGCAACAACAAGGGUCAAUGCCACUGCCACGCGGGCUGGCAGCCCCCAGACUGCCGGCAGAAGAGGUCCCGCUGGUGGCGCAGCGCGGGAGGCCUGACUCUGCAGCGAGCAAGGGAGAGUGAGGAGGUCUUCUGGCUGUUACUGGGCUUUGGCCUUAUCCUGCUCAUCCUUGCCGUGGCUGUUGUCCUCAUCCUGCAGCAGCACCAGGUGCUCGGCUGCUUCUAUGGCCGGCAGUCCCCAGGCACAGAGGGUGCCAGCUGGGACACUGACAUGGAGCCAGAGAUGGAGCCAGACCAAGAGUUGAAGCAGGAGCCUGAUCUGAAGCCAGAGCCACAGAUAGAAUCAAAACUGGGCCUGGAGCUGCAGAUGGAAUCAGAGUUGGAGCAGGACCCAGACCCGGAGCUGCAGAUGGAAUCAGAGCUGGAACUGGACCUGGAGCUGAAGACAGACAUGGACCCAGCAUAA
Molecule: messenger RNA, 2268 nt
Organism: Acanthisitta chloris (rifleman)
Lineage: Eukaryota; Metazoa; Chordata; Aves; Passeriformes; Acanthisittidae
Product: disintegrin and metalloproteinase domain-containing protein 32-like
Exons: 18
Biological process (GO): cell adhesion; binding of sperm to zona pellucida; proteolysis
Cellular component (GO): plasma membrane
Molecular function (GO): metalloendopeptidase activity
Source: RefSeq, a predicted model, not a curated record